CUGUGCCAUACUUCUUCCUUACACCCUUUUUUGAGUGACAGCCCGGGUGGCCCUUAUUUAGACAGUGAGUCUUCUCAUGCGGCAGCUGGCGGUUUGUUUAUGGCUGCAGCCUGUGAUAACAACAUAUGAGUGAGUGAGGCAUGCUGGGUAGACACUAGUGCAUGUGACCUGUGCCCAUCAGUGCCAGUCCUGGAGCCCUGCUGGAUGCCCAGUCACCCUGACUCAUUGAAGGAGGCUCCUGUGUUCUGAAGGUUCUGGUGCUUCACCGGUGUGUCGGGCACAGCACAGGCAUGAAACAUGGCGUCCGUCAAGGUGGCUGUGCGACUCCGUCCCAUGAACCGCAGGGAGAAGGAUCUGGAGGCUAAAUUUAUUAUUGAAAUGGAAGGCAAGAAAACAACGAUUACCAAUAUAAAGUUGCCUGAUGGGGUCACCGGGGACUCUGGUCGAGAUCGCACGAAAAUAUUCACCUAUGACUUUUCCUACUUCUCGGCAGAUUGUAAAAAUCCCAACUAUGUGUCUCAAGAACGGGUUUUCCGAGAUCUUGGCACGGAUGUCCUUAAGUCUGCGUUUGAAGGCUAUAACGCCUGUGUCUUUGCAUAUGGACAAACUGGUUCUGGAAAGUCCUAUACUAUGAUGGGUAACCCGGGGGAUUGUGGUCUAAUACCCAGGAUUUGUGAAGGAUUGUUCAGUAGGAUCGCUGACAUUACCAGGAAGGGCGAUGCCUCUUUUCGUACAGAAGUCAGUUACCUAGAAAUUUACAAUGAAAGAGUUAGAGAUCUACUAAGAAGAAAGUCAUCAAAAACCUUCAAUUUACGUGUUCGAGAACAUCCCAAAGAAGGUCCAUAUGUUGAAGAUUUGUCCAAGCACUUAGUUCAGAAUUACAGUGAUGUGGAGGAGCUCAUGGAUGCUGGGAAUAUCAAUAGAACCACAGCUGCCACAGGAAUGAAUGACGUGAGCAGUCGAUCACAUGCCAUCUUUACCAUUAACUUCACUCAGGCCAAAUUUGAUGCUGAAAUGCCCUGUGAAACAGUCAGCAAGAUUCACUUAGUGGAUUUGGCUGGAAGUGAGAGGGCAGAUGCCACUGGGGCUACUGGUGUGCGACUCAAGGAAGGAGGAAACAUUAACAAGUCUCUCGUCACUCUGGGAAAUGUCAUUUCUGCCUUAGCUGAUUUAUCUCAGGACGCAACCAACCAUCUUGCGAAGAAAAAGCAAGUGUUCGUGCCUUACCGGGAUUCUGUCCUGACUUGGCUGUUAAAAGAUAGCCUGGGAGGAAACUCGAAAACCAUAAUGAUUGCCACCAUUUCGCCCGCUGAUAUCAAUUAUGGAGAAACUUUAAGUACACUUCGCUAUGCAAAUAGAGCCAAAAACAUUAUCAACAAGCCCACCAUUAAUGAGGAUGCUAAUGUCAAGCUAAUUCGUGAGCUUCGAGCUGAAAUCGCUCGCCUGAAAGCAUUGCUAGCUCAGGGGAAUCAGAUUGCACUUUUAGAUUCGCCGACUGCUUUAAGCAUGGAAGAAAAACUUCAACAGAAUGAAGCCCGUGUUGAAGAAUUAACGAAAGAAUGGACGAAUAAGUGGAAUGAAACUCAGAACAUUUUAAGGGAGCAAACUCUCGCACUUCGCAAGGAAGGGAUUGGAGUGGUCUUGGAUUCUGAGCUGCCGCAUCUCAUUGGCAUUGAUGAUGAUCUUCUGAGCACUGGUAUUAUAUUGUAUCACUUGAAGGAGGGACGUACAUAUGUGGGACGAGAUGAUGCUGAAUCGGAACAAGACAUAGUUCUGCAUGGUCUCGAUUUGGAAAGUGAGCAUUGUAUCUUCGAAAACCUUACCGGCAGGGUGACCCUAAUACCACUGAAUGGAGCCCAGUGUUCAGUGAAUGGAAUACAGAUCCUUGAGUCGACUCAGCUCAACCAAGGUGCGGUUAUCCUCUUGGGAAGGACCAACAUGUUUCGCUUUAAUCAUCCAAAAGAAGCUGCCAAGUUGAGAGAAAAAAGAAAGAGCGGUUUGCUAUCCUCAUUUAGUUUGUCCAUGACUGAUCUUUCAAAAUCAUGCGAAAACCUCUCAGCUGUUAUGCUUUACAAUCCCGGACUUGAAUUUGAAAGGCAACAAAGAGAAGAACUGGAGAAACUGGAAAAUAAAAGAAAAAUGAUAAAAGAGAUGGAAGAAAAACAGAUAUCUGUAAAAGCUGAACUGGAAAAAAUGCAACAAGAAGUUGAGUAUCAGCGCAAAGAAACAGAAUUUGUCCAAUUACAAAUCCGUAAACAGGAGGAGAGCCUGAAAAGAAGAAGCAUGGACAUCGAAACCAGACUGAAAGAUCUUUUGGCCGAAAAGGAGAAAUUUGAAGAAGAAAGGAUGCGAGAGCAGCAUGAAAUAAAACUCCAGAAACAGAAGCAAGAAGAAGAGUCUUUCGCAAAAGUCCAAGAAGAACUCCAGAGACUGCAGGAACUUCAUAGUACAGAAAAAGCUGAGAAAAUAGAAAUUUUCAAAGAACUGGAAAAACUUAAAAAAGAGAAGGAUGAGCAAUAUCUGAAACUAGAGUUAGAAAAAAGAAGGCUGGAAGAGCAAGAGAAGGAACAGUUGAAGCUUGUUUUUCGUCUUGAGGAACAACUUCGAGAAAAACAAGAAAUGAUCCAACUUCUCAAAAGAGGAGAUUUCCUGAGGUUUGAAGAAGAGAUUCGGGUUCUUGAGGAUGUCAGGGAGGAUCUUUUACGAGCUAAGGAAGCUAGGUCUGAAGGAGAAGAAGAUCCAGAUGAGGUAGAAAAAGCAACAAAUAAAUAUACUACAUUUAAGAGAAUGCAGGUGGAGAAAUUGUCCAAUUUAGUGGAUGAUUUAAGCGAACAGAAAGAGUGCUUAGAAAAUGAAAUUAUGGCGGAUCGGGACACACUUGAAAGACUGAACUUUUCGAAUGUUGAUCACAAUAGAGAUGAUUCUCCUUUAACUCCUGUGGGUGAGGAGCGGGAUAUGAUAAAGCAAACCAAACACAAGCUACAUUGUAAGCAGAGGCAACUCCAGUACAUAAAGCAGAACCAUUUGCCGGCAUUGAUGGAGGAAAAGCAAAGGGCAGCAGAGGUGCUAGACAGUGGAUUGCUUGGGUUAGACAAAACUUUAUAUCAGAUUGAGAAAGAAAUUGAAGAAAAGGCUGAUCAGCUUGCACAAUUUAGAGCAAGUAGCGACCAACUACAACAACUCCAAGAAACAUUCGAGUUUACAGCCAAUAUUGCCCGCCAGGAAGAGAAGGUUAGAAAGAAGGAAAAGGAGAUCAUUGAGUCAAGAGAAAAACAGCAGAGGGAAGCCUUGGAGCAAGCAGUUGCUAAGUUGGAGCGUAGACAUUCAGCACUCCAAAGACACUCUACAAUAGAUGUAGAAAUAGAAGAGCAAAAGAGGAAACUUGCUGCAAUGGACAGCAGCCAGGAACAAGCUGGUCUCCAGGCAAGUCUAGAAGCUGAACAAAAAGCUUUGGAGCAAGACAGGGAACGAUUAUCUCAGGAAAUCCAGCAACUGAAGCAGAAGAUACAAGUGACUGAUCCACUUUCAAAAAAUCUGUCAGGAGCCCUAGAAGAAAAGCCGUCCCUCGCCAACUCUCCAGCAAGCCCAGUGAAAACUCAGCCGCAUUUGCUUCAGCUGACUGAUGACAGAAUCCAUGCAUAUAUCGAAGAAGAAGUGCAGAGACGGCUUCAGAAUAUUAAUCUGCCAAGCGAAGACAUCAACAGCCUAAGCAUGUCCUACUCUUCUGACUCUGGAAAGGGCAACGACAAUUUUUUGAAUGGCAUUCACCAAAGAAAAAUGAAGUAUGAGAAAGUACUACGUCCUCAGGCAAAUCGUAGAAAGAUGUCUAUUCCCAAGAUUGGAACAGUAUCCUCACCGCCUACGAGACAAGGCAGGAUGGUGUUGGAUGAAAGGCAGAAUCUGGAUCCUGCGACUGCUAAUUUAUAUUCCUUCUUCACACAAAAAUGUUCUGACUCUCAAGAGAAACAUUUGAAGGAAGAGAAUGAGAAAGGGAAAAAUAGAUCAUCCAUUAGUGAAUAUUUUGACUUUCUGUCUGACAUAGAACGUGAACCAAGUCACCUUCUCAGUAGAAAUCUCCCGAACAGCAAAUAUGCUCAUCAAAAUAUCGCAUCUGCUUCUCAACAAAUUCCUGCCAAGACCAAAGGGAAGUAUUUAGGGAGUGUAUCUAGUGACCGUGAUUUCUUGAAAAUGGAACCUGACCGGACUUUGUUCCAGCAGAUGUCCUCCUCCGAGAUGAAGACGCUUGAUAAUGAGCAACGCAAGUGCAAAGAUUUAUUUCACUGUAAUCUCUCAGAGACCAAUAUGCUUCCUGAAAAUUAUUUAAAGGAGAACAAGUGUUUCUGUUCAACUCACCAGGGUAUCCUCCAACAGCCUCCUGCUUACCAGUGUGACUCUGAUGUGAGCAGCAAUAGCUCUUUGUGCCAAGAUAUAACACAUUAUAAAUACAGUUUGCAAAAUCUCUUCAGCAAGUUCUCUUAUCUUUAUAAAGAAAGGCAGCUGCCAACUAUAGGAAAUGUUAUUAAGCAAGCAAAGGGAUUAUAUGAUGUGCAAAAAAAUAGCGCUUGGAAUCUUCCAGGUCUGUCGCUCGUUAAAGAUUUGCACUUCGUGAGUUCUUUUCAGUUAAUAAAAUCAAACCAGAAACAAGGAGAAUCUGAAGUUCUGGAUCCACCUAAGAACAAGGUGAAGGUCUACAGCAUUUGUCCAGCAAGCAAAAGGAGUACAGAUGGUGAGAAGCGACUGCUGUUUGAGCUUUCUCUAAGAAAAGAGAGAGAAGAUAAUAGAGACCGCCAUGUUAGUAAAUCUGAAGAGGUUAAGAUGGACGUUGUCACGUUGUUUCCACAUUCAUUUUUGAAAUUUCCAAAUACGUUUCUGGGACUAAGAUAUUGCCACGCGGAUGAAAUUCUUGAUCACUUUCUCGCUACAGUGCCAGACCUGUGCAUUGAAAAGAAUGAAUGUGGAUGUGUCUACUGGCUCUCUGUUGGAAAUAAGAGUCACUCAAAACCUCGACUUGCCUGUUUACUUUUGUCCACGUCAAGUCUGAACUUCAUAAUAUGUUCAGAAACUGAAUCUAUGCUUCUUUUUGAUCUUUCCAUAAAUUCAGUGAAGGAACUUCACAUUGGUUUCGGAGGACAAAGCCUACAGCUCCUUGGUUCAUUUAAGGAGUCCCCUGUGACUAUAUUUACCUUUGAUCAUAGCUGUACUUUGAGGCUAUGUCAGGUCUUAACAAAAAUGCAAGUGAUUGAGUCAGACUAUGCCAAGUAUUGUAGCCAUCCGCUCUUUAGUAGGGAUUUGAUGGAGUUGUCAACUGACUGGAAUGCAGAUCUCUCUGACCUUGUCUGUUCUAAUGGUUUUAAAGUGACUUGUAGCUUCAAGAGUACAUUAGCUGAUGUGGCUUAUCUUCUACAUGAAAAUACAAAUGGAACAAAACCAGCAUUAGGAGAUAUGCAUUUGUUGCUUUACACGUCAGUCAGGCUAGAAGAUAUGCAUGGGCAAUGUGCAUUUAUGUCACUGGCACUUACUAAUACAUCUAUUGCUCUUGUACAUGAUGGAACAUUCCAGCCAAACUUUGACAUCCUGAGUCCUUCAUCUUCACACUUUGACCAGAUAAAGGUGCAUUCCCUCAGUGAUGUGAAAUGUAUCAUAUUAACAGACCAGGAAGAUUUGACCAAAAUCACCAUAAUUUUUUCCAGCAAAGACAAUACAUGUUCUGUAGUGGUGGAUGAAAAAGAAUUACUUUCACUAGUUUCUCAGUCAGACCUAAAGGAACACUUGCCUGUGAUGACAGAUGUGUGGAAAAUAACACUAAGCUCAUAUAAACAUGCACUUUUUCUCAUAAGGCACUUAAGAUUUUAGCUAUAACAGACUGGGCAGUCAAUAUAGGCCCAAAUAAUUAUAGGAAUAGAUUAAAAAAUGAAAACAAAAUGAGUAAUUCCCUCUUGCAUCUUUUCCAGGAUCUCUGUAGGCAAAUGCUUUGGGCAGGCAGAAGCUGGAUAGUGAUAGUACCAUCAGUGCCCACUCUUGCUGCAUUUACAUAGACUGCAUUGAAGUCUAUGAAAAGUGUUAGCAGUCUUGCACUACAAGGUCCCACCAAAGUACUACUAGAGGAAAUAGACUAUCUGAAAGACAUUCGCCAAGAUUGUGUAACUGCUCUCUGCCAGUAGCAUGGUCCUAGAAUAGAGGAGAAUGUUAGGGUUGGAUAGAAAAGACACGUUUAUAGCGAAAUCAGCUGUCUCACCAGAAAUUUGCUUAACAAUGGUGCGUAUAUUUGCUCCUUCUCAUGACAAUUUACGAUAUUCAAAGUCAAAUCCAAUUUCCUAAUGAUUUUACAUCCUUUUCAAAAACACAAAAUGCUGGAAGUGUAAAGCAGCAGACUUGUAUUAAAUUGUAUGGUUGUGUAGGGGAUAUGCUGUAUAACUGGAUAGCCUGCCUAUUUUUACCCAUCUUUUCGCCUGUGAUCUAAACAUUGAGCUUGAAUUAUACCCAUGUUUUUUUCUAAAGCGAGACCAUAACGCAGUAUGAGAAAGAAAUAAAAAUGCCUGGGAGCUCAAGGUGUUAAACUGUUCUUGUGAAGAAUGGAUUCCCUCUUUACUCUUUUGAACCUGGAUUAGGAUUUUGCAUGUUCACUUGGAUUCCUCCAUACAAAGCAGGGAUCAGCGUGCAGCAUGCCUUGUAAUAAACGCCAUUUAUCAGGAAGCGUCUGCUCACCACUGGUGGAGAGAGAGUUUCUGUAUGUACUGAUUUAGAACAGAGAAGGGUCAUCUUUUUGCAUUGCAGCACUUUGACGGCCCUGUCACCGGGAUGACCCAAUAGAGCAAACGCUCAAGCUUUGAACAUGUCUCUGUGUUUCUGGAGGGGCCGCCAGUGCUGUGUCUACAAACAAGGC
Hyla sarda is the source of this 6883-nucleotide messenger RNA. It is a transcript of the gene KIF16B, whose product is annotated as kinesin family member 16B. Gene Ontology annotation, molecular function: microtubule binding; phosphatidylinositol binding; microtubule motor activity. The transcript has 23 exons. Lineage: Eukaryota; Metazoa; Chordata; Amphibia; Anura; Hylidae. The record is from RefSeq and is a predicted model, not a curated record. The coding region runs from base 298 to 5853 and encodes 1851 amino acids. Gene Ontology annotation, biological process: microtubule-based movement.